GUCACUUCGGUAAGAGACAAAGGGGUACCAGCGAGUCUGAUGACAGUUUCUAACGAAAUAGGACCAGGGGGUCCACUUUUGGAACCGUAUCCAAAUUGGUCAUGGUACAAUGAGAAUGAUUGCAGCGGCAUUAUAAGUGUAUAUCGGGUGUCUAUCAAAUGCAAUCACAUGUUCGUUCUGGAUUGUGGCAAAAUCGGGGAAGAAGCAGUUUGUCCUCCGAAAUUAUUAGUCUUCGAUUUAGAAAAUGAUAUGCUCGUUAAACAAAUUAUUAUCCCACCACAUAUCGCUAAUAACAAAAAU
Molecule: messenger RNA, 300 nt
Organism: Wasmannia auropunctata (little fire ant)
Lineage: Eukaryota; Metazoa; Arthropoda; Insecta; Hymenoptera; Formicidae
Product: major royal jelly protein 1-like
Exons: 2
Cellular component (GO): extracellular region
Source: RefSeq, a predicted model, not a curated record